Messenger RNA from Wallemia ichthyophaga EXF-994, 459 nucleotides. RefSeq names its product Ubiquitin-conjugating enzyme E2 14. The transcript is spliced from 5 exons. The coding region runs from base 1 to 459 and encodes 152 amino acids. The record is from RefSeq and is a predicted model, not a curated record. NCBI's taxonomy places the organism in Eukaryota, Fungi, Basidiomycota, Wallemiomycetes, Wallemiales, Wallemiaceae.
AUGGCCCAAGCAACCAAACGCAUUACGGCGGAAUACACACUAAUAAGCAAAGAGCGUAUUAAUGGAGUGAGUGAGGUGGAGCUGGUCGACGACAACAUAUUUGAGUGGGCUGGAUACAUACAUGGUCCUCAAGGCACACCCUACGAAGAUGGCAGAUUCAGGUUCAGACUGGCAUACCCAGACAAUUUUCCGUUCAAAGCACCCGCUUUCCAACUCAAGACACCUAUAUACCACCCAAACUUUGACCCAGAGGGCAAUAUCUGCAUUGGUCUCCUUAAAUCUGAGAGCUGGAAACCAACGACGAGAGUGACGCAGAUCUUCCAAGCAAUCUUGCAACUCCUCGCUGAACCCAACCCCGAUGAUCCACUCGAUGCUUCCAUUGCCAAUGACUACAGCAACAAUCGCAGUGACUUCAUCAAAACUGCUAAAGAUUCCGUCUAUAAGCACGCAACUCAUUGA